AAAUCGGUAGCUACUACUACUACCCUACCACCGGCUUGCUUCGUGCUGCUGGUGGUUAUGGUCCCCUUACUGUCGUAAGUCGUGCAUUGAUCCCUGUCCCAUUUGAUAAACCUGAGGAUGAUUACACGGUCCUUGUGGGGGAUUGGUACACCAAGAGCCACACUGAAUUAAGAAGCAUGUUGGAUACCGGACGCGGUCUUGGAAGGCCACAAGGCUUGGUUAUCAAUGGCAAAAGCGGGAAAGGCGACGGUAAGGAUGAGCCAAUGUACACAUUGACCCCCGGAAAGACAUACAGGUUUAGGUUUUGCAACGUUGGCAUGAAGGAUUCUAUCAAUGUUAGGUUCCAAGGCCACACAAUGAGACUCGUUGAGAUCGAAGGUUCACACGUCGUGCAAAAUGUGUACGAUUCCCUAGACAUCCACUUGGGACAAUGCUUAUCCGUUUUGGUAACCGCUGAUAAGGAACCCAAGGACUAUUUCAUCGUGGCCUCCACAAGGUUCACUAAGGAACCACACACGGCCACCGCCACUAUCCGUUAUGCCAACAGUAAGUCCCCCGCCUCCCCUCAAUUGCCUAAGGCACCAGAAGGGUGGGAAUGGUCCCUUAACCAAUUCCGCUCAUUCCGCUGGAACUUGACUAACAGCGCAGCUAGACCUAACCCUCAAGGAUCUUACCACUACGGAAAGAUCAACAUCUCAAGAACCAUCAAGCUAGUCACAUCAGCAGGCAAAGUUGACGGUAAGCUCCGUUACGCCAUAAACGGCAUCUCCCACGUGGAUCCCCCUACACCAAUCAGAUUGGCACAACAUUAUGGUGUUUCGGACAAGGUGUUCAAGUAUGACUUGAUCAAGGAUGACUACAAGCCUACAGGGGAAGAUGGACAAGACAAAAUCACACUUGGACCUAGUGUGAUCAAUGGCACCUGGAAAAGCUUUGUGGAGUUCGUUAUUGAGAACCCUGGCAAAAGUGUUCAAUCUUUUCACAUGUCUGGAUAUGCAUUCUUUGCUGUAUCGAUUGAGUCGGGAAGGUGGUCACCAGAGAAGAGAAAGAACUACAACUUGCUUGAUGCUGUUAGCAGGAACACGAUCCAAGUUUACCCAAAUUCAUUUGCAGUUAUAAUGACUGCUCUUGAUAAUGCUGGAUUAUGGAAUAUUAGGGUCAAUUCAAUGGAGAAGCAUUAUUUGGGACAACAAUUUUAUCUGAGUGUCCAUGC
Capsicum annuum is the source of this 1213-nucleotide messenger RNA. Its product is annotated as L-ascorbate oxidase homolog. NCBI's taxonomy places the organism in Eukaryota, Viridiplantae, Streptophyta, Magnoliopsida, Solanales, Solanaceae. Gene Ontology annotation, molecular function: copper ion binding; oxidoreductase activity. The record is from RefSeq and is a predicted model, not a curated record.